AUGUUCGUUUACAAGCGAGACGGACGCAAAGAACGCGUGCAGUUCGACAAGAUCACUGCCCGUGUGUCUAGGCUGUGUUACGGCCUCGACCCGGAGCACGUCGAUGCAGCAGCUAUCACGCAGAAGGUUAUCUCUGGUGUCUACCAGGGUGUUGGAACUAUUGAGCUGGACAACCUGGCUGCCGAGACUGCUGCGUACAUGACCGUGACACACCCCGACUAUGCCAUCCUCGCUGCCCGCAUCGCCGUAUCCAACCUUCACAAACAGACCAAGAAGCAAUUCUCUAUGGUCAUCUCCGAUCUCUACCACUAUGUCAACCCUAAGAACAAUAAGUCUGCUCCCAUGAUCUCGAAAAGUAUCUACGAGACCGUGAUGAAGCAUGCCGAUGAGCUUAACUCUGCCAUCGUGUACGACCGUGACUUCAACUACAACUUCUUCGGCUUCAAGACCCUGGAGCGCUCAUAUCUCCUCCGUAUCGACGGCAAGGUGGCUGAGCGUCCUCAGCAUCUGCUGAUGCGUGUAUCAGUCGGUAUUCACGGCGAUGAUAUUGAGAAGGCCAUCGAGACCUACCACUUGAUGUCCCAGAAGUACUUCACCCACGCUUCCCCCACUCUGUUCAACGCUGGUACCCCCCAGCCUCAGCUGGCUUCUUGCUUCCUGGUUGAUAUGAAGGAGGACAGCAUUGAGGGUAUCUAUGACACUCUCAAGACCUGUGCUAUGAUCUCCAAGACUGCUGGUGGUAUUGGCCUGAACGUCCACCGCAUCCGUGCCACCGGUUCCUACAUUGGCGGAACCAACGGCUCUUCCAACGGUAUUGUCCCCAUGCUUCGUGUGUACAACAACACUGCCCGCUACGUCGACCAGGGUGGUAACAAGCGCCCUGGUGCGUUUGCCAUCUACCUGGAGCCGUGGCACGCCGAUGUUUUCGAGUUCCUGGACCUCCGGAAGAACCACGGUAAGGAGGAAAUCCGUGCUCGUGAUCUGUUCUAUGCUCUGUGGACCCCCGAUCUGUUCAUGAAGCGUGUCGAGGCCAACGGUGACUGGACUCUCUUCUGCCCGAACGAGGCUCCCGGCCUGGCUGAUGUCUACGGCGAUGAGUUCGACGCUCUCUACGAGCGCUACGAGAAGGAGGGCCGCGGCCGUACCACCAUCAAGGCUCAGAAGCUGUGGUACGCCAUUCUCGAGGCUCAGACCGAGACCGGUAACCCCUUCAUGCUGUACAAGGAUGCUUGUAACAAGAAGAGUAACCAGAAAAACCUGGGUACCAUCCGCAGCUCCAACCUGUGCACUGAGAUCAUCGAGUACAGUGCCCCCGAUGAGGUCGCUGUCUGCAACCUGGCCUCUCUGGCUCUGCCCACCUUUGUUGAUGCUGCUCGUGGCGAGUACGACUUUGGCAAGCUGCACGAGGUUGUCCAGGUUCUGGUUCGUAACCUGAACAAGAUCAUUGACAUCAACUACUACCCCGUCCCUGAGGCCAAGAAGAGCAACUUCCGUCACCGUCCCAUUGCUCUGGGUGUCAACGGUCUUGCCGAUGCCUUCUUGGCUCUGCGUCUGCCCUUCGACUCCCCCGAGGCCCGUCAGCUCAACAUUCAAAUCUUUGAGACCAUCUACCACGGUGCUCUGACUGCCUCGUCGGCUCUGGCCAAGGAGCAAGGUCCGUACGAGACCUACCAGGGCUCUCCUGUCUCCCAGGGUAUUCUGCAGUAUGACAUGUGGGAUCGUACCCCCACUGAUCUUUGGGACUGGGCUGCCCUGAAGGCCAAGAUCGCCGAGACUGGCGUUCGCAACAGUCUGCUGGUCGCUCCCAUGCCCACUGCCAGUACCAGUCAGAUCCUGGGCUUCAACGAGUGCUUCGAGCCCUACACCUCCAACAUCUACUCCCGUCGUGUGCUCGCCGGUGAGUUCCAGGUUGUCAACCCCUGGUUGCUGAAGGAUUUGGUCGACCUGGGUCUGUGGUCGGACAACAUGAAGAACCGUAUCAUCGCCGACGGUGGUUCGGUCCAGAACGUCCCCAACAUUCCGGCCGACAUCAAGGCUCUGUACAAGACUGUUUGGGAGAUCUCCCAGCGUUCCAUCCUCCAGAUGGCCGCCGACCGUGGUGCCUACAUCGACCAGUCGCAGUCCUUGAACAUCCACCUGAAGGAGCCCACCAUGGGCAAGAUCACCUCCAUGCACUUUGCCGGCUGGAAGAUGGGACUGAAGACUGGCAUGUACUACCUGCGUACCAUGGCCGCUUCCGCCCCCAUUCAGUUCACCGUCGACCAGGAGCAGCUCAAGGUCGAGGAUACCAACAUCGCCCGCGCCAACGCUAACUUCAAGAAGCGCACCGUCGGCGCCGCCUCCUCCACCUAUUCUGCCGUCCCCCGCGCUAGUGGCACUGAGGCCGCCUCUGCUGCUGUCAAUGCCCCUCCCAGCCAGGAGAGCCCUCGCACUCUGGUCGCGGACCCCAUGGCCGCUGCCUCGACCCGUGAGAACGGUGUUCCUGCUGCCGAGGCCAACCUCGCUGCUGCUCAGGAAGAGGACUCUGCGGAGAAAACUGAAAGCCGUGAGGGUGAUAUUUACUCUGACGCAGUUCUGCAGUGCAGCAUUGAGAACAAGGAGGCCUGCCUCAUGUGCCAGGGUUAA
Messenger RNA from Penicillium argentinense, 2625 nucleotides. RefSeq names its product ribonucleotide-diphosphate reductase subunit RNR1. NCBI's taxonomy places the organism in Eukaryota, Fungi, Ascomycota, Eurotiomycetes, Eurotiales, Aspergillaceae. Gene Ontology annotation, molecular function: ATP binding; ribonucleoside-diphosphate reductase activity, thioredoxin disulfide as acceptor. The record is from RefSeq and is a predicted model, not a curated record. Gene Ontology annotation, cellular component: ribonucleoside-diphosphate reductase complex. The transcript is spliced from 3 exons. Gene Ontology annotation, biological process: DNA replication; deoxyribonucleotide biosynthetic process. Bases 1 to 2625 code for a protein of 874 amino acids.